UUCGGCACAUGGACCCUAAUCGGAGUCAGUCAGAGCCAGAUUUCUCGCAGCAAGAUACGCCCUGUUUGAUUGUGGAGGAUUCGCAGCCGGAAAGCAUUCUGUCAGAGGAUGAUCCUGAGCACAGUUACCACCGCUUGCAGACCAGGUGCCUUUCUAACCUGCAGCCCUGCGUUCAGAGUCCAGUUCUGGAGCUGAUCUCAGCACCGCAGUCCAGGAAAAGCUCAGGAGGAGGUGCACCGGUGGGGAAAGAAACGCCUAACAGAGUUGCUGGUGCUGGGUUGGCAGCUGGGGUGCAGAAGCCAGAUGUGAAGCACACCCCAUCAAGAGUUGAAGACUUACCACGACCCAAUGGGAAAACCAGUGUCCAGAACAAUCCUGCCAGUCCGCACGAGGAGCAAGAUGGAGGAGAUGAAGUUGUUGAUUCAACGACAGCCUCUUUUAUGGCUGGAGGCAAAUCGCAAGUGGGAAUGGAGCUGCUGCAGCUCUCACAGAGCCAGGACUGUGAGCCUGAGCCCAGUGGGUGCGUGGGUGACUCGGGGGAAGAGUGUUCGGGCGCUGUCCCCAGCGAGAAACCAGAGCCAGCUGCUGAUGCUCGUUCUGCAUCUGACCAGCAAUCAACACAGAAGCCCUUAAGCAGUGAAGUUGCCGCUCAGUGCACAGCAGGGUCAGAUGUGAUCUCGAGUGCUCCCACCCCGUCUCUUCAGGAAAAGGUCGAAAGCAGGAAGGAGAUGGCUGUACAGUUCCUGCCGGGUGGUGGCAUGAAGGUUGAGGAGUCAGCGAAACUAGAGCUGAAAAAUCCUGAGGUUAUCCCAAUACAAGAGGACCUCUUUGAGCGAAAUCAAUCGGAUUCCAGGAAAGUUGGAGCUACUACGGGAAUGGAAAGCGCUCCGGUUGCUGCAGUAGACCAUCUGGAGGUGCUUCACCUCUCUGGGCAUCAGGUCCUGGCACAGGAGAGCCUGUCUGAAAAUUCCUCCGAUAUCAUUGCUCCAUCCCAGGAGUCCUUUGGUCCCACUCCAAUCAUUGUUCCCGGAAGCCCGACGGAACAAGGUGAAGAGCCCAUGGACACCUCCCUCCCACUUGAACACACCAACCCAGCUCCGAAACGGCCGCUGGAAGAGGAGCCAAUGGAAACAGAUCAGACGGAUGAGCCCACCCCCCAGCACCCUCAGGCUUCGACACCCAUCUCCCGGAAUCCGCCUGACUUCACCCCCCUACAGUCUCUACCUGUGCCAAGCCUGCCCGAACUGUCCCACGAUAUUUUGAUGCCAACACCAAGCCUGACGGAGCACGCUGGAGGUGCUGGAGAGGAGAAAGCUGCUUCCGAUACCAUAGAAGCUCCUUCAAGGUUAUCUGAGGCAGGAGGCGAAAGGGACAAAGAGAAGCAGGGGUUAGAAGUGGUGGAACAACAUGAGUCAGGAAAGUGCCCGUCCAGUGAGGAUACUGGGAAAUCUUUCUGCUUGCAGUUGUCCUCCAGUGGGUGGUCUCAAAGGAUGGAUACAGGGGGUGAAGAUCUGGCAGAGCUUGAAGAUGACAGUCAAGCGACACAGAUUGAAGAAGGAGCCUGUGAAGAACCUCCGCAGGACAAGGAGCAGUCGGACAAUGGAGCCAGUAUUCACCUCCAACUGACAGGUGGAAGCCAAACUGAGUCACCUAAUAUUUCGGCCAGUUCUAAAACAUUGGAGGAGGAGGAGGAGGAGGAGAAUGUUCAAGAAAGACCUGGUGUCCAUUCGGAUGCCGAGUGUGUCAAAGGUGAGGCUGAGACAUCUGCGCGAAUGGGCGGAGUUGCAAGUUUAUCGGCUGUGGCAGAAAGAGAAGUAGAGGAGUGCAGCCAGACAUUUCUUCAGCAGCCUUCCAGCCUUCAUCAGGAAGCCUCCUCACCAGAACAAGUUGGUUUGCACGAAGAGUCGUCUUCAGCAAAGCAGAUCGUCCUCGAACAGACGCCAGUGGCCAAGGCAGCAGCAGCAGGGACCUCGGAAUCUCCCUCCGAGAAAUGUGAACAUUCGCAAGUCGAUAAAAACGUGUGGGCAAACUCUCAGGAGGAAGAGUGCCUGAACCUUGCAAUUUCACAAACUCAAACACAAUGUACGAUUGUCUGUCAAGAGACUCAGCCCAGCCAGCAGGAGGAGGAGGAGGAAGAGGAGCCCAUGGAGGAGGAGAUUGCUGAGCCUUCGGAUGUGGUGUUAAAGGGAACACCGAUUGCCAAUGAAGGAAAGGCUCCGGUACUCACUCAUCCAGAAAGUUCUCAAUCUGCGGGCCUUGUGGUAGACUCGCAAAGACUGGAGAGCACAGAUCGGCGAGUUGAAGUCAGGAGCAUUUCGGAGGGUUUCAAAGCCGCUUUUGGUGGCAGUCAGAAAGGAGAGGAGGUGAGCUCCCGAUCCACUGCCUCCACAAUACCACAGAGACAAACGAACAGUCGAGAGGAGACUUCGGGAUCUAUUGAAAAGAUCUGCACGGAGCCACCGGGAAAGCAAGGGGAUGCCAGGCCGGUCACUGCAGACACCGCAGAGCAGCAAGAGGCCUGGGUCACACCUGGAGAGUCUGUAGUCUCGGAUCAGAGGAACGUAAGCAGCCCAGCAGUGCAGGAGCCGCGGAGCUCCAGUGGCAGUCGCCAAUGGGAGGUUGAGGAUUUGCCGAAACCUGGAGGUGAGCUGCCACCGGAAGCCAAGCAGCCUGAUACGAGCCUACAGGAGAGUGACGUGCAGCCUGAGAGUGGGCCAGGCGAGGAGCUCCAGCACUCCGUCAAGAGCCUCUCAGACAGUUCUAGCGAGAACCCGUUUCACUUCAGCUUGCCCAAGGAAGGGGAUGUCAUCCGGCGGUCAUCGACAGCUACACCCCCGCUUCUCAGCCAGAUGAAGCGGGGCCCACGGCACAGCACUCCUAUCGAGCUUGGGGACUGUGCCAUGGUUACAGCCGAUGUCACAACAGAGAGCACCAUGACGACCAGCGCUGUUGUGGCCGAUGACUGUGAGCGAGCGGCGUCGGGCUCAGAAUCUGCCAAUGAGGGGAAGCUGUGUCUGCGGAUGAGGAUGGAGACCCCGGUCCACGUGGAGAGCCAGGAGUCUGCCCUCUUCUGCCUGAAAAAGCCUGCCUUGCCAGAGGGACAAACCAGCGAGCCGGUGUCCAGGGGCAACGUGUUCAGCCUCCCCAGCACCCAGGAGGAGGAGGACGAGGCGGCAGCCGAGGAGCUGAGGUCCUGGCAACAGCACCUGAAGCGCAGGUCACAGGGUCACAUGUUGCCCAGGGACAAGGAGCAGAAAAUCCAUGAAACUGCGGUACAAUCCAUGCCCGAGGCCAGCAGCGGGCGGCCUGCCUCCCAGAGCGAGGAGGAGGCCAUGGACCUGGAAGGAGGAGAUCAAGGAGCGGGUGACAACCGGGGGGCUGAGGGAGGUCACACAGAAGGUGGUGACCGGGCAGAGGAGUGGCCUGCGGGGGGGAGAAGAUGGGAGCGUGUACCCCGGCCUCCCCGCAGCCUCGGCACGCCGGAGGGUGGGGACCUGCGGAGUACCCGCAACUCUGGGCAGCUCAGGGCGGACACCGGCACCCAGACCAGCGGCCCCCCGAGCGUCCAGGCGCAGGGAGGGUAUAAGCUGCCGUCCCGGGAUGCCGUGGUGCAGACUGAGCCGAGCCCAGGGAGAGCGGAGACCAGGUUGAGGAGCAGCGAAGAGCGAGACACAGAAUCAAUCCACAGCCAGGAGGACGAGGACUUUGAGCUGCUGCCCCCGCGCCCCGGGCGCCAUCUACACCGUCAUGUGCGGACAGUGCGCGAGGUGCGGACGGUGCUGACCCGGGUCAUCACCGACGUCUAUUACAAAGACGGGAAGGAGGUGGAGCGGAAGGUGACGGAGGAGAGCGAGGAGCCGGUGGUGGAAUGCCAGGAGUACGAGAACGACAUCUCCCCAUCGCGCACCACCAGCUCCAUGACCUCCGGUGACCUGGGCGACAUCAGCUCCUUCUCCUCCAAAGCCUCCAGCCUGCUGCGGACCUCCAGCGGCACUGGGAGCCUGGCCUCCUCCUCGCACAGCGGCAGUGGGGGCUCCGGGGCCGGCCUGCAGGGGCGCGGCGCGGCCAGAGGGAGGGCCGGAGGGUCCGACACCCGGGAGUUCAUCGUCCCCGUGGGCAGAGGAAUCGCAUCCAAACUGAGCCCAAGGAAGGCCGGAGGUCACGGGUCACCCUGCAGACACCUGCUCGCUGGUGUGGUGGAGGCUGAUGGGGAGAUGUCUGUGGGAAACAAGCUGAGCCCCAGGGGUACCUGUCCCCAGUCCCCCAGGGGCAGGGGGCGGAGAGGCCGGCCCCCAAUCCGACCUUCUCCCGGCAGCACAGCCACUCGGGUGAGGUAUUGGAAAAUACAGGGCCUUUGGGGAGAAGAGGAAAGAGUGGAGCCGUGUGUUAGCACAGAACUGAAGGGCAAGAGAAAGAGUUCACCAGCAGUCAGGCAGUGUGUUUCACACAGGCUUCAGCAGAGGUGGCCUGAGGAAAGGGCCGUGAAGGCAGUCAGAGGUAGAACAGGGAAUCGGAGACCAUUGAGAGCUGCGGCAGGGAGUCCCUCUCUUCUCACACAGCUAGCAGACAAGCUAGUGCAAGCAGCAACCUCUCCAGACUGUUCUCAGGACAGCACCUGUUCCAGCCGGGAAAUGAUGCAGAUGCUAACUCAGGGUUCGGGAGACCACCAGUCCAGCACCCCCUCCCCCGAGGAGGAGCCCUACACCCGCAUUGCCGCACGCCCCCCCGGACCAGCCGAGCGAGCCGGCCCCGCCACCCCCCGGCGUUCAGGGUCCCCGGAAUUCCCACCGCCGGCCACUGCCGGGACGCAGCAAGCCUCCGGAGGGUUGUCCGCCUCCCAGAGCAGCAGCUUUGUGGGGCUGCGGGUGGUGGCCAAGUGGUCCUCCAACGGCUACUUCUACUCGGGGACCAUCACCCGAGAUGCCGGGGACGGCAAGUACAAGGUGCUGUUCGACGACGGCUACGAGUGCGACGUGCUGGGCAAGGACAUCCUCCUGUGUGACCCCAUCCCCGUGGAAACCGAGGUCACCGCUCUGUCCGACGACGAGUACUUCAGCGCCGGGAUUGUGAAAGCGCACCGGACGGAGGCUGACGAGUUCCACUACUGCAUCGAGAAGGACGGGCAGCGCACGUGGUACAAGAGGAUGGCGGUGAUCCUGUCCCUGGAGCAGGGAAACCGACUCCGAGAGCAGUUCGGCCUGGACCCCUGUGAGCCCACUACCCCCCUCACCAUGGCCGCCGACAUCAGCCUGGACAACCUGGUGGAGGGGAAACGCAAGCGGCGCUCCAACGCCAGCAGCACCACCCCGAGCAAGAAGCAGGCGGACACUCCGAGAGGCACCAGUGUCACCGGCAAGAGGAAGCUCAUCAGCUCGGACGAGGAGAGAUCUCCGGUGAAGCGUGGACGCAAACCGGCCCCAAAACUGGCCAAAACCUGCGAGUUUGCCAGCCCCUCGGAGGGAGGGGCCUCAACAGACGACUGCUCCCGCUUGGAAGUCCAGCACGGGCCGAUGCCCAAGAGCUCCACGCUCUUUGUGGGCUACGCCUUCAUCCUGACUGCAGCCACGGAGACGGACAGACGGACGAAUAAAGGCUCUCCGAGGGACGAAAGUGCCAGUGGCGAAGAGGAGGCAGAGUACGUGGAGACGGCUGUGUAUAACAAACGUUACACGGAGGCACAGCUCCAAGCUGGGGGUGGUUAUAUCCUGCAGGAUUUCAACGAGGCUCAGUGCAAAGCUGCAUUUCAGUGCUUGCUGAUCGCAGACCAGCACUGCCGCACACAGAAAUACUUUCUGUGCUUAGCUGGUGGAAUUCCUUGCGUUUCUAACCAGUGGGUGCGGGACAUCUGUUUGUCAAACCAACUGCAGCCUUACACAAAUUACUUGCUGCCGGCUGGAUACAGCUUGGAGGAAGACCGAAUCCUGGAAUGGCACGCUCAGACGACCCCGUUCAGGAAUAUGAAAGUGUUGCUCGUUUCAGAUCAGCGGGAGAACUUUCUGAACCUAUGGUCGGAGAUUCUGAUGAUGGCAGGAGCAGCCUCAGUCCGGCAACACGACUCGACAGCACAAAACAAGGAUAUUCCCUUGGGAAUCUUUGACCUGGUGGUGACAGACACUUCCUGCCCCAGCUCACUGCUGAAGUGUGCAGAGUCGCUCGCCCUCCCUGUGGUGUCUCAGGAGUGGGUAAUCCAGUGCCUGAUAGUGGGAGUGAAAGUUGGCUACCGUCAGCACCCUAAAUACAAACACACCUACACGUCCAGCUAAAAGUGUGGCGGCAGCAGUGGGGGGG
Molecule: messenger RNA, 6288 nt
Organism: Callorhinchus milii (elephant shark)
Lineage: Eukaryota; Metazoa; Chordata; Chondrichthyes; Chimaeriformes; Callorhinchidae
Gene: tp53bp1
Product: tumor protein p53 binding protein, 1
Biological process (GO): positive regulation of transcription by RNA polymerase II; DNA damage checkpoint signaling
Cellular component (GO): nucleus
Molecular function (GO): histone binding
Source: RefSeq, a predicted model, not a curated record